Molecule: messenger RNA, 2064 nt
Organism: Megalops cyprinoides (Indo-Pacific tarpon)
Lineage: Eukaryota; Metazoa; Chordata; Actinopteri; Elopiformes; Megalopidae
Gene: tmed2
Product: transmembrane p24 trafficking protein 2
Exons: 4
Coding region: 145-750 (201 amino acids)
Biological process (GO): intracellular protein transport; endoplasmic reticulum to Golgi vesicle-mediated transport; Golgi organization
Cellular component (GO): endoplasmic reticulum-Golgi intermediate compartment; endoplasmic reticulum; Golgi apparatus
Source: RefSeq, a predicted model, not a curated record
ACAAACUCCACCUCCUUUACGUUGGUGCCUGGUCGGAGCUUCCUGGGCGCUGAGUGUCUGUGCUUCUUCUCCCUCCGGUUUCCGUCAGUGGUCGUAAGGCAAGGAAACAGCUAAUUAACCGGCAAUAUACAAAUAAAGACAACGAUGUUUACCCUUUCGGAGCUUAUUGUCCUUCUAGCUGUCUUCUCCGCCACAGCCUCUGGCUACUUCGUCAGCAUAGACGCUCACGCCGAGGAGUGCUUCUUCGAACGGGUCAACUCAGGCACUAAGAUGGGCCUCAUGUUUGAAGUUGCCGAAGGAGGUUUCCUGGAUAUCGAUGUGGAGAUUACAGGGCCUGACGGGAAGCAGAUUUAUAAAGGAGACAGAGAAUCUAGUGGGAAGUACUCAGUGGCAGCACACAUGGAUGGAACCUACAAGUUCUGCUUCAGCAAUAAGAUGUCUACCAUGACUCCCAAGAUCGUCAUGUUCACCAUCGACAUUGGCGAGGCCCCCAAGGGUCAGGACAUGGAAACUGAAGCCCACCAGAACAAGCUGGAGGAGAUGAUCAAUGAGCUGGCGGUGGCCAUGACGGCGGUCAAGCACGAGCAGGAGUACAUGGAGGUCCGGGAAAGGAUACACAGAGCGAUCAACGACAACACGAACAGCAGGGUGGUGCUCUGGUCUUUCUUUGAAGCUUUGGUUCUUGUUGCCAUGACUCUGGGACAGAUUUACUACCUGAAGAGGUUUUUCGAAGUGCGGAGAGUGGUCUAAGAUGACACAUUCCAUUUUUUUUUCCCCAAAGCGUUCCACCAUUUGCAGUACCGAAACAGUUAGUCGCACCAUUUACUUCAAGAUUGGAAAUGUGACUUCACUAGACUUCUGAAAAGCCUUUGAAUACAUAUUCCGUUUUCCCCAUUGUCUGUAUUCAAUGCCCUCUUCGUUUUCUUAUUUUGUUUUGUCUAUUUCUUGAUGUAGCUGUUACCAUUGUACAUUUUUUUGUAACCUUUGCCUUUAAAUGACUACAAAAAAAAAAUCUUAGAACUGAGGUCAAGGUUAUCUUAGCUUUUGAGUUUUCAAGCUUGAGUCCUCUAUAGUGUUGAGGACACUAGUAAUUUAUUUGGUUUUAAUCUUGAAAGGUUAUAAGUUAAUUUAAUGCAGUUGGAACAACUGUGACGACAAACAUGAAACAAUGAAGUCGGCUUUCUUUGACCCUGCUUGUAAUUGACAGGUAUCAGUUGGUCAGUCACAGUGAAGAGGCUUUAAUAUGGGAUUGGGAUGGGGAAGGGGAGGUGGGGUAUUCACUGCUGUAAAUUACAUGUCAAUUAAAUGUCAGAGGGCCUCCAUUUGGCAAAUUUCUUGGUUUAAAAUGGUCCAAAAUGAAAAUUCCUUCAUUUUAAUGUACUGAGUACGUUCUGAUACAUGCUGAUAACAAUACAUUACAACACAGAUGAAUUGUACGAUUGACACCCACUGCCCAUUAGAUAGGCCUGAACAUUGCAUUGGUUUGACAUAUUUGUGUCCGGUGGCCACUCUGGAAAGAUGCCCAGAUGUUCAGGGAAACAGCCACAGUGUGAAUUCCACUGUCUACUGCUCUCAUGGGGUUGUCCUAGGACAUCUGUGUCAUCUUUGUUCACAUCCAGGGCACAUUUGAGAAUUUGAGAAUGUUUCUGUUUGUUGGGUGGGAAACCUUUUAAUUUCCCUUUUAUUAAUCUUGGGAUAAAUUAUAGUUUCAGGGUACGGGUGUGGAUCAAGACAAUGUUGUGAUUGGUGUAAAAUAGUUGCUUGUAUUUUUUUGUUUAACUGAAAUUGAGGGAAGAAAGCAUUUUAUUUGUUGGCAACACUAUUUUGUACAUUUAAUUUCCUGGUCAGAGUGUAUAUUCAUUAUCAAGAGGAAUAUUGUUACUUUUGGGAAUUGGGGGCUACCAGAGACAUGAAAUUGGCUGGGACAGCGGCUGCUUCGCUGUCUUAGUAAUUCUGUGCGACACCGGACAGCUCAGAUGAAACUGUAAAGAUGUACAAUUAAAAAUGCUGAUGUUUGUCAAAUAUGACCCAGGUUUAGUAAAUAAUAAACAACAUUCUUAAAAA